Messenger RNA from Clunio marinus, 231 nucleotides. The record is from the annotation of a GenBank genome assembly. Lineage: Eukaryota; Metazoa; Arthropoda; Insecta; Diptera; Chironomidae.
AUGAAAUCUUUUAUUUUGACAGCUUUCACUGCUACUCAUCAUAAUUAUAGUGACAUUAAACCUAUUUGGAGAGUGUUAAACAUCGCCUUGUUGAACGGAAGUAAAGAGUUGAAGGCAGAGAAACGUCAAGAGAUUCAUGAAUUGUACUUUGGUGUCAAAAGGACAUUCCUGCUUUCCAAUCAAAUUGCAAUAAAUCAAUGUGAUGAUGUCAAGAAAUGCAAUAAAUUAUGA